AUGUCCUCAAUAACAAUCGCCAACCUCCCGCGCAUGAGCCGCGACGCUCUCUCCGCCCUCCUCCUCUCAACCUCCACCCCCAGCAAGCUCGCCAUUAUCGACGUGCGGGAUUCAGACCACAUUGGCGGCCACAUCUUCUCCUCAACCUGGGUCCCCAGCUCCUCACUCGAUCACCGCAUGCCCGAGCUCGUGCGAACCCUACAAGACAAGGAAAAGGUCGUUUUCCACUGCGCGCUCAGCCAGCAGCGCGGACCAUCGGCGGCGCUGCGCUACGCCCGUGAGCGGGAGAGAAUGCUGGGCAAGGACGAGAGCCAUAAGCAGGAGGUUUUUGUUCUCGAGGGCGGGUUUGUGCAGUGGCAGGAGAAGUAUGGAAAGGACCUGCGGCUGACCGAGGCGUAUGUGGAGGAUAUUUGGCGGGAGUAUUAG
This is a messenger RNA of Aspergillus calidoustus, 426 nucleotides long. The record is from the annotation of a GenBank genome assembly. NCBI's taxonomy places the organism in Eukaryota, Fungi, Ascomycota, Eurotiomycetes, Eurotiales, Aspergillaceae.